UUCCCCAAUUAUUUCUUUGUUAGAUAUAACACCCAUUAGCACACCAGGGUAGUAAUAAACCGAUAACAGCGGAAGUGGGUGUGGGCUUUGGUGACCUCUCUCUCUCUCUUGUGUAUUUUGGGGAUUUAGCCUGUUUUACGUCAUUUAAAAUUUAGGUGUGAUAUAAGACGCAUCUAAAGGGGAUGCCAGGGACAUUUUAGCCAGAAGAAACAUUACACUAGAAAUAAAAUAAAGAUGUCUAGAUUUUUCGUGAUCUGUGUUCUACUUUAUUCUGGAUAUUCAUACGCUGCAGUUCUAAGUAAUCAAAGAGAUGGAAAUACUUUAGACAGAAAGUUAUCAGCGCUUCGUGAUCUUUUAAAUGAAAUCAAGAAUGAUAAUAUUGAAAAGGAUGCUACAGUCACUGUAAAGAGCGGUUCAAUUGCAAAGGAAAGCGAUAUGACAUCACCUAAAAUGUCCAACAUAGCAAGCACUCAGAAAUCUUCGCAGUUAUCACCGGAAGAAAUUGCCGUUUUAAAGAAACUAAAAGCAACAUUAAAGGAUGAGAUAAGGGAAAGUGAUGAAGGCCUAAAAUCAUUCAAAGAAUAUAUUAAGAAUGAGAAAGUGCCAGAGCAGGUAGGCACCUUUUUAGAUGGACCUUUACCUGUGGAAUCUGUUUCAGACACAGAUCGAUUGAAACAGUUAGCCUCUCUUAUGUCUGAGAGAUCUAAAAAGGAACAAACUGAGAAAGAUGGUUUUGGUAGACUUCAAGAGAGUAAAAACACAAUUUCAACUCGCAAAAAGUCCUUUAGAGAAAAUCUUCUCGACGUGCUGGUGGAUAAAUUACUAGAGGACACAGAUUUAUUGCUAAAGAAAGGAUUUUCUCUCACAGAUGUAUUAAACAAUUUAUCCGGAAAAGCAAAAAUGGAAAGGGAGAGAACAGCACUUGAACAGACAUUAGAAAAACUUUUAAACAAGGAACACAUAUAGAAAAAAUAAAUAAUAUAUUCAACAUUCGUGUGUUUUUAUUACUGAAAGUGUUGAUAAUAUUUUCCUAUGCUGCUGCACAACUGAAACACAACAGACUUUCUCAAGCUACAAGAAAAUGCAGUGACCUGUCUUUUAAUAGAGUAUUUAAUAGAGUAUGCUAAAAUGAGAUAAAAAAAGUACAUAGCAUAUGUAUAUAAUACGACAAUAUUUCAAUGGAAUACUAUAGUAUUUGUUAUCCCGAUAAACAAAUGUCAAAGUGAGAAAAGCAAAAGUUUCAAAUUGUUUUUCAACGAUAAAACUGGAAGAAAAUUUGCUUGUAUUUGAA
This is a messenger RNA of Saccostrea cuccullata (small rock oyster), 1291 nucleotides long. RefSeq lists its product as uncharacterized. Lineage: Eukaryota; Metazoa; Mollusca; Bivalvia; Ostreida; Ostreidae. The transcript is spliced from 10 exons. The record is from RefSeq and is a predicted model, not a curated record. Bases 235 to 966 code for a protein of 243 amino acids.